Messenger RNA from Entrophospora candida, 1779 nucleotides. NCBI's taxonomy places the organism in Eukaryota, Fungi, Glomeromycota, Glomeromycetes, Entrophosporales, Entrophosporaceae. The record is from the annotation of a GenBank genome assembly.
AUGGCGCAAAAAUUGUAUCGUGCGUCAAAUUUAAGUGAAGUGAUUAUUGAGUAUGGUGUUUAUGGAAGAGCUUUUAGCUCACGAUUACUUUGGAUGUGGCUAAAUGCUCGAAUAUUUGUUAUAAAAAUGAACAAACAGCAAGUGUUUUUACCCCAAUUAAAUCAUGAUGCAAUCACAAAAGAUGAUCAGUUUAAUAAUAAUGUGGUCAAUUUACGCCAAUUCUCCAAUAGUUGCAUUAGGAAAGAUGAAGCAACCGUUAAUUCAAUAAAGGUGAAAGCAAAUACUGAUCCAAAUGUUUCUACGAAAGAAACAUAUGAAAGCAUAAAAGAAAAAAUAAUUAAAGAUAUAAUGUUGGAUAAUGAUGCUAUAAAAUUAAUGACAAGCGAAAAAAAUCCAGAGUUAAAAAAUGCCGAAGCUUGGAAUCAAUUGAUAAUUGAAUAUGAAAAAACUUUUAAUACUUCCAACUCAAGAAGCAUAUACAGCAAUUUUAAAAAGUCUAUCAUUGUUUCACUUUUCAUCAACAACAAAAUUUCUCAACGUGUAAAAAAAUUUAAUUUCGCACUGGAAACUUAUGAUAAUUUUAUUAGGAGUGGCAAGUUGAAACCAAAUGCUGAUACUUGCUUGCAAAUCUUGAAAACAUGUUCAGCAAAUUGUACAAGGCAACCAAAGAAAGCUUAUGAAAUGGCAACAGAUGUUUGGAACAAGUUUGUUAAAAAUGAUCAGCAGCAGGGCAAGGAAAAUGCUAAUAAUUCAAUGAUGGUUGAUAAUGAAUUGAUUAAUCAUUUAAUUACUGUUUUUAAACUUACUGAUCACACACAAGAAGCUUUUGAUAUUGUUGAUAAGUUUUAUAGAAUUGGUAAAUCUGCCAUAAUAAAUUCUUCAGAAUCAACAAAGGAUGAUUCAUUGAAAUUACCAAUUACAAAUGAUAUAAUGUAUAGUAUUUUUAGUUUAUGUUUUAAAACAAAACAAUUAGAUCUGAACACAGCAAAAGAAAUUCUUGAGAAUGCUGUUGAGAAUCAAAUGAUUUUGAAAUCAACUAGCCUAACAAAAAUAUUGAGACUGGUGUUGGAACAAGCUAGAACUACAGACAAUUAUGAUGAUGUUUGUUGGCUAUUGGAAAAAGUGGAUAAAACAGGAGACAUUGAUUUUAAUAAAGAAAAGAAGGGAAUUAUUUUGAUUAAUGAUAUGAAUGAUAAACAACUUCUACAUGGUCUUUCAUCAGCUUAUGAAAUUGCAUUGCAGGAAGUUAAAGACUUAUCCAAGGAGAAAAGAGCUCAAUGGGUAGAAGAUAAAAAGUUCUUUGAUCAUAAGGCUGACAGGUUGAAUGAAUCCAUAUCAAAAUCUUUUUCACAACAACAAAAUAGUAUGUAUAUAGAUAAUUCGAGGAUAAAAAAAACAUACCAAGGAAGACAGAACACACAAAAUGAUAAGAGCUGGUAUGACGAUCCUGAUGAAAAUAUAUCAAAACAAUUUCCAAAUUUAAAUCAUAGAUAUAACAGAUAUUAUUCUCCAAAAUCAUCAUCAUAUAUGGGAAAUAGUGCACCAAUUUAUUAUAAUCUGGAUGAAGGUUUUAGUCAUCCACCACAAUAUCAAAAAUCAUACUAUAGUGAAGGAUAUUAUUCUGCACCAAUGUAUUAUAAUCCCAAUGAAAGUUUCAGUCAUUCAUCACCAUAUGGUAGCUUUAGGAGACAGUAUAAUAGAAGACCAAGUGGAUAUUAUAGACCACCACAUAUUAAUAGAAACUCUGGAUAUCAUGGACCAACUACUAAUAAUAAUUGA